AUUUUACCUGAUUAGUGGUGGAGUUCCUUUCAUUAUAUGUGGGAUUACAGCAGCAACCAAUAUCAAUAAUUAUGGAAUUGAAGGCAAUGCACCAUAUUGCUGGAUGGCAUGGGAGCCUAGUCUCGGUGCUUUUUAUGGGCCAGUAGCAUUCAUUGUGCUAGUCACUUGUGUUUACUUUCUCUGCACAUACGUGCAACUGAAGCGCCAUCCUGAACGCAAGUAUGAGUUGAAGGAAAAGACAGAAGAUCCGCAGAGAAUGCCAAGUACUGAGGUGGGCCAUGGUCAUAUUACAGACUCUGUGUCCGUUCCCCAGGCAACCUGCUCCAUGAUUUCUUCUUCCUUAUUGGAAAAUGAGCAUUCAUUUAAGGCUCAGCUUCGAGCCGCAGCAUUCACUCUGUUCCUGUUUACUGCCACUUGGACCUUCGGAGCACUUGCAGUAUCUCAAGGUCAUUUCUUGGAUAUGAUAUUUAGCUGUCUUUACGGAGCCUUCUGUGUGACCUUGGGUCUUUUCAUCCUGAUCCAUCACUGUGCAAAGCGAGAUGAUGUUUGGCAUUGCUGGUGGUCCUGUUGCCCAUCUAGAAGAAACACCUAUUCAGUCCAAGUUAAUGUGCGCCCAAAGGUUAAUGUGAAUGGUGACACUCAAGUUCAUGCACCUUGUCUUCAGGAAUCACCAUGUCCCAACAAAUCAGCUGUGUUUAAUCAUCCAGCGGCUAGCCACUGCAAACUUACUAACCUACAAGCAGUUCAAAAUCACGUUAACUGCCUUUCGCCUGUGACACCAUGUUGUGCAAAAAUGCACUGUGAUCAGCUGCUUGAUGAUGAAGCUCACAUUCAUGUCCACAACGAGGGAACCUUCAGACCCAAUAUGCACAUUCAUAGAUGUCUGAAAAGCAGAACUAAGCCACGUUAUUUCAGUCGGCAUAGGUCUGCAGGUGAAAGAGAAUAUGCCUAUCAUAUUCCUUCAAGUAUUGACGGCAGCAUCCACAGCUCGCAUACAGAGAGCCCCCACAGUACGCAUGAUAGCCAGUCAGGUCACAGGCGGGCCUGCUGCUCAAAAAGCGAUCCAUAUCCUACUGUCAACCAGCCCGAAAGUAGCGACGCAAGUACUGUAAUAUAUAGUUGUGCUAAAAUGCCAGAAAGUGACACUGUGCACCAUCCAGCUCAUUUUGAAAUGCACCCACGGACACAGUCAUUGCCAUUCAAUACGACGAAUCACAACGGAAUUCUCAAGGGAAACGUGCAUGAAGCCAUGAUAUACAGCUCAGAUAGUACAGGAAAUAUCAAAACUGGCCCUUGGAAAAAUGAAACUACUGUGUAG
This is a messenger RNA of Balearica regulorum gibbericeps (East African grey crowned-crane), 1318 nucleotides long. Lineage: Eukaryota; Metazoa; Chordata; Aves; Gruiformes; Gruidae. The record is from RefSeq and is a predicted model, not a curated record.